CGUCCCCUUACAAACCCAUCUUACCGAUGUUCCAAAUUUAAAAAAACGCGCGUUCUAUAAAUUGAAACGGAUUUUUUUUUAUAUUUUUUAGUGUCGUGUGCCAGUGCUUACGCGUAUAAUGUGGUACAUUUCAGACGUUGGGUAGCAGAAAUGGCAACAUUUCGAUGAUAAAAUGAUUGGAGAUAUUAGGAUUUGAACUGUUACUGCCAGGAGGGCGAGCGACUGAGAAUAUGAACGCGUCACGUCUGCCAGGGUUCAAUGACACCAACCAAGACCCGCCAUUCCCGACGUCCUCGGAAUGGUACGACGGCAACUGUUCGUGGGUGGACGCCGUGGCUUGGGGCUGCAACGGCACCAUCAACGGCACCAGCACCAACUCCACCACCACCGAUGUCACGUCGUUCGUCCUCAUGGCUGUUACCUCUGUGGUGCUAGCUCUUAUCAUUCUUGCUACUAUUGUAGGUAAUGUGUUCGUGAUAGCAGCUAUAAUAAUCGAGAGGAAUCUGCAAAACGUAGCCAACUAUCUGGUCGCGUCGCUUGCGGUCGCAGAUUUGAUGGUCGCAUGUCUUGUAAUGCCGCUAGGAGCGGUUUAUGAGGUUAGUCAAGGCUGGAUCCUGGGUCCGGAGCUGUGUGACAUGUGGACCUCCAGCGACGUGCUAUGCAGUUCCGCAUCUAUUCUUCAUCUUGUUGCUAUAGCUACUGACAGGUAUUGGGCUGUGACAGACGUAGACUACAUACACAUACGCAAUGAAAAGCGUAUAUUCACGAUGAUCGUGCUGGUCUGGGGGGCGGCACUAGUCGUGUCACUUGCUCCCCAGCUCGGCUGGAAAGAUCCAGACUACCUCGCCAGAAUUACACAACAACAGAAGUGCCUCGUCAGCCAAGACCUGGCGUAUCAAAUAUUUGCGACAAUGUCGACGUUUUAUGUCCCUCUUGCUGUUAUCCUCAUCUUGUACUGGAAGAUCUUCCAAACUGCCAGGAGACGUAUCAGGAGGAGACGUGAACCUCCUCCUCCUAGACCUACAUCAGCGGACGGCGCACCACCUUCUGGACGACCAGUCCAAUCAGCAAGGGACCGAAGGUUUGUUAAGAAACGGUUCCUCAACUUAAAGAAGUGCAAUCAACGGACUCGUGCGGAGACGUUGGCUGCUGCCCUGUUGUUAACUGAAGGUCAGAGCACCUCAACUGUGGACACAUUGGACGAAGAGCCAAGGACCACAGCGUUCACAAUCAACGAGAAGGCGCCUGCUUCAGUGUCCCCAGAAAAGUCUUCCUCGACUGUUACUAAUGGCUCGAAGCCCGAACGAGCAAUUGUCCCAGCUCCUACGCACAGAGAGAAGAAAGAAUCUCUAGAGGCGAAACGAGAGCGAAAGGCAGCGAAGACGCUCGCUAUCAUAACAGGAGCAUUCGUGUUCUGCUGGCUUCCAUUCUUCAUAAUGGCGUUGGUGAUGCCAAUCUGUCAAACGUGUGUUAUCAGUGAUUACCUAGCUAGUUUUUUCUUGUGGCUAGGCUACUUUAAUUCGACCCUAAACCCUGUAAUAUAUACAAUCUUCAGCCCCGACUUCCGCCAGGCGUUCGCGCGUAUUCUUUUCGGCACUCAUAGACGGGGCCGUAAUAAAAAGUUCUAACGAAAAUAUCACUAUUAUAUAUAUAACUGAGGCCUCUGAGGCCGUAUGGACUAUGGACUAUGUUACUCAACCUAUAUGUAUGAUAUUUCGCUUUCUGUAUGUUAUACAUACUAAGUAGAGAGUGUAAAUACGUUUAUUCGGUGAUAAUAUUGUAAAUAAUAUAAAGGUAUAUGAUAGAUGAUGUUGACAAUUGUUUUUUUUACGCGUUAUAGUGUAUGCAGCCGCGACGGGGUCGCUCGUGAGUCCUGGGCGGCCCCUCCGCUCGCUCUUAUGUUGUUUCA
Spodoptera litura is the source of this 1909-nucleotide messenger RNA. RefSeq names its product 5-hydroxytryptamine receptor. NCBI's taxonomy places the organism in Eukaryota, Metazoa, Arthropoda, Insecta, Lepidoptera, Noctuidae. Gene Ontology annotation, biological process: adenylate cyclase-activating adrenergic receptor signaling pathway; positive regulation of MAPK cascade. Gene Ontology annotation, cellular component: plasma membrane. Gene Ontology annotation, molecular function: G protein-coupled receptor activity. The record is from RefSeq and is a predicted model, not a curated record.